AUGGUGUUGGCUAAAUCCAAAAACUCCGUGGGGCUGGGUAACAGCCUCAUGAACGACCGUUUUGGCAAGGGUAAAGCCUCGAAGGAAAAGAAGGGUUCGCACAAUAAUGCCAUUGCGCGCAAGAACAUGAUGGGUGAGACCUACAUCACCAAUGAAGCUACCGAAGCAUCAUGGGUCAAGAUGCGCUCUAUCACCGAGCAAGCCGCCCUCGACGAGUUCCUCAGCACAGCCGAGCUGGCCGGUACCGACUUUACCGCCGAGAAGGUCAACAACGUCAAGAUUAUUCACGCCGACCAAAAAAACCCCUACCUCCUGUCCGCAUCCGAGGAGCGAAACGCCCAAAAGAAGCAACAAAAGAACAAGAGUCGGUUGACUGUGCCGCGUCGUCCCAAGUGGGAUUCCACAACUACACCGCAGCAGCUGGAGAUGAUGGAGCGCGAGAGUCUGUUGGACUGGCGACGUGGUCUGGCUGAGCUGCAGGAGUUCAAUGAUCUGUUGAUGACUCCGUUCGAGCGUAACUUGGAGGUUUGGCGUCAGCUGUGGCGUGUUAUUGAACGCUCGCAUCUCGUGGUUCAGAUCGUCGACGCACGAAACCCGCUCCAGUUCCGCUCCGAGGAUCUGGAAAAUUACGUCAAGGAGAUCGAUCCUCGCAAGACGAACUUGCUGUUGGUCAACAAGGCUGAUAUGUUGACCCUCAAGCAAAGAGAGGCUUGGGCUGAAUACUUUGAGAAGAACAAGAUUAACUUCCGUUUCUUCUCGGCUCACCUCGCCAAAGAGAAGAUUGAGGCUGAGUUGCUUAAGGAGGAGCAGGCGCAGCAGUCGGACAGUGAAGAUGAUGAUGAUGAUGAUGAUGACCUUGCUGAGUCGACCAAGAACCUGGAUGUGCAAGACGAAGCUGAAUCUAAGGAAAUGAGUGCUGAGGACAAAGCGGCUCGUGCUCAGCUUGUCGAUCCCGAACAAUCACUGGGAGCUCACAUCCUUGACGUGGAAGAGUUAGAAGCACUUUUCUUGGCCAACGCGCCAGAGCAGGACGCAAAUGCCGACGGCAUCAAGAAGACUACCAUUGGUUUGGUUGGUUACCCCAACGUGGGUAAGUCCAGCACAAUCAACGCCCUUCUGGGUGCCAAGAAGGUGUCCGUCUCUGCCACUCCCGGUAAGACAAAGCACUUCCAGACCCUGUACCUCUCUCCGGAGAUCAUGCUGUGCGAUUGUCCCGGUCUGGUGUUCCCCAACUUCGCCAGUACGAAGGCGGAUUUGGUUGUGAACGGUGUCUUGCCCAUCGACCAGCAGCGCGAGUUCACCGGUCCUGCCGGUAUCGUUGCGCACCGUGUCCCCAAGCACUUCUUGGAGAAUAUCUACGGUGUGAAGAUCCACACCCGUCCCAUCGAGGAGGGCGGUACUGGAAUCCCAACUGCCAGCGAGGUGCUGCGCGCUUACGCCCGCGCUCGUGGCUUCUCCACUCAAGGUAUGGGUCAGCCCGAUGAGUCGCGCGCUGCUCGUUACGUUCUUAAGGACUACGUGAACGGAAAGAUCCUCUACGUCCACCCACCUCCGGUUGCGGAGGGUGAGGAGCCUAUCGAUCCGAACGAGUUCAACAAAGAGCUAUAUGAUCUCGCACAUCUCCCCGAGCGGCGUCAAGCCGUGUUGGCGCGACACGGAAUCGACCACGACGACCUGGAUACCGAUAUCUCCUCUUUGGCUAAGAACCUAGAUGACGAGAGACCGGGUCCUCGAUCCCGCAACCUCGACAGUGGCUUCUUUGGUACCGCCACUGGUCCUUCCGCCGGUCGUUUGACUCUGCCAUUCAACGCCAAGAACACCGCUCAAGGGCAGGAGAUGCGCCAAAAUCUCACUGGCCGUAAGGAACGUAUGAUGAUCGCUUUGGAGCGUGGCGUUGACGUAGCCGAAGUGCGAAACGGCAACGGCAAGAAGCACUUCAAGGGCAACAAGAAGCGGGCUAAGGCCAAGCGUAACAACCCUGUUGAUGACGACCAUUACUAA
Molecule: messenger RNA, 2001 nt
Organism: Penicillium odoratum
Lineage: Eukaryota; Fungi; Ascomycota; Eurotiomycetes; Eurotiales; Aspergillaceae
Product: ribosome biogenesis GTPase LSG1
Exons: 1
Coding region: 1-2001 (666 amino acids)
Biological process (GO): ribosomal subunit export from nucleus
Cellular component (GO): cytosol
Molecular function (GO): GTPase activity; GTP binding
Source: RefSeq, a predicted model, not a curated record